Penicillium angulare is the source of this 1614-nucleotide messenger RNA. RefSeq lists its product as uncharacterized. Bases 1 to 1614 code for a protein of 537 amino acids. The record is from RefSeq and is a predicted model, not a curated record. The transcript has 3 exons. Lineage: Eukaryota; Fungi; Ascomycota; Eurotiomycetes; Eurotiales; Aspergillaceae.
AUGGCAAGUUACUGGUUUUUCUCCUGGUUCUCCCUGGCAGUGGCCCAGUCUCCGGUCGUCGAUCUAGGAUAUGCUAGCUACCAGGGCAGUUCAACCCCAAUGGGCAUCUCACAGUGGCUUGGAAUGCGCUAUGCUGCUGCACCAGUGGGUGAUCUACGGUUUGAAGCUCCCCAAGACCCAUCUGUGGUUUCGGGAACACAACAGGCUACGCAGCAUGGUCCACUCUGUAUCCCGGUUGCUGGCAGCUUAAACACUGCUGUGCCAUCUAAUACUGCAGAGGAUUGUCUAUUCAUAGAUGUUUAUGCUCCGGAAGGGGCUUCCUCUUCCGAUGAGAAACUACCUGUCUAUUUCUUCAUCCAAGGAGGUGGCUUUGCAGCCUUGACAAACCCCAAUUAUAAUGGAUCCGGGUUGGUUCAAGCAUCUGGAAAUAAAAUUGUCGUGGUUACGUUCAAUUACCGUGUCGGUCCCUUUGGAUUUCUGGCUUCGGAAGAAAUCGAAGAGGGUGCAAGUCUGAAUAAUGGAUUGAAAGAUCAGCUCAAGGCGCUUGAGUGGGUACAGAAUCAUAUUAGCGAGUUUGGAGGAGAUCCUGACCAUGUUGUUAUUGGUGGGGACAGUGCCGGAGGCGCAUCAGUCACUCUUCUUCUCUCUGCAUAUGGCGGACGAGAUGAUGGAUUAUUCAUUGGAGCGGCAGCCGAGUCUCAAAGCUUUGGAACCGUACUCAAUGUCACUGAGAGCCAAUUUUCAUAUGAUAGACUGGCUGUCCGCACAGGCUGUAGUAACAGCAGCGACACUUUAGCGUGUCUUCGCAACCUUGAUAUCAACUUGCUCCAAAGCCAGAACAUCGUGACUCCCUUACCGGGUGCCCUGGGAAAUCCUCUAUAUCUCUACAGCACAACGAUUGAUGGAGACCUAGUUCAAGACCUCACCUAUAAUCUCUUCGAACAAGGAAAAUUUAUCCAGGUCCCUGUGAUAUUUGGUGAUGACACCAAUGAAGGCACGAUGUUCGUUCCUCUGAGCACGUCCAGUGUUUCUCAAGCAGAUGAUUUUAUCAAAGACCAGUUCCCCAGCAUAACAACCGAACAACUGGCUCAGAUCAAUAGCAUUUAUCUUGAUGAAGAUCAAACGCACGAUUUUCCCAAUGCGCAACCUUACUGGCGGCCCGCUAGCAAUGCAUAUGGAGAAUUGCGCUACAACUGCCCUGGGAUUCAUCUGUCUUCCAUAUAUGCCGCAGCAGGUCUUCCAAGCUGGAACUACCACUACGCUGUCUUGGAUCCUACACAAGAAGCAGAAGGAUACGGUACUCCCCAUACAGUCGAGAUCAAUGCUAUCUGGGGUCCUGAGUAUGUCAGUACAGUUCCACCGGCCUCUUAUUAUACCACCAAUGCCAAUAUUGUCCCGGUGAUUCAAGGAUACUGGACGAGUUUUGUUCGGUCUCUGAAUCCGAAUAUCCAUCGAGACUCUUCCAGCCCAGAAUGGGAGACCUGGGGUGAAGGUGACGAUGCUUAUAAGCGGAUCUUCCUCCGGACAAAUGAGACAAGAAUGGAAACCGUGCCGACAAGUCAGAAAGAACAUUGUGAAUACUUGAUUAGUAUCGGCGUUGAACUGAGACAGUAA